This is a messenger RNA of Ectocarpus siliculosus, 1161 nucleotides long. The record is from the annotation of a GenBank genome assembly. Lineage: Eukaryota; Phaeophyceae; Ectocarpales; Ectocarpaceae.
AUGCGCUCGGCCGGAAUCGAGGGUCGAAGGUCGGCCAGGGAGCUGGCGGAGGCCGUUGGGUUUUCCUUGGAGGAUCAUCACGCCGUAACCGCCGACGGCUUCGUCCUUGUGUUGCAUCGCCUCGUGACCCCAGAUAGACUGGACGGCACCGAUGGUGAUGGCGGUGGACGCUGUGAAGCCAAGAACAUCAAGAGGCCAAGACCGGCGGUUCUUCUGAUGCACGGUUUGAUGCAGGACUCGGAGGCGCUUCUUUGCGGGGGAAGAGACCACGCGCUUGGGCUGCGGCUAGCGGCGGCAGGGUUCGAUGUGUUCCUAGGCAACGCCCGGGGCAACCGCUAUUCCCACAAGCACCUCCGACGAUCGCCAGUCACCUCGGACGCGUACUGGGACUUCAGCAUCGACGAGCUGGCGCGGUACGACACGCCGACCAUGAUCGAUCACGUCCUCAAGGUUUCGGGACAAACCCAGCUGUGCUACAUCGGGUUUUCCCAGGGAACGGCGCAGGCGUUCGCGGCCUUUUCAAGCGACCCCGACCUCCAGGCGAAGGUGUUCCUUUUCGUUGCGCUUUCUCCCGCCGUCCGCGCGAACCACUUGUCCAAGAGCCUGCUGCUGUCAUUGGUCCAGGCCAAUCUCAGGUUCAUCUAUCUCCUGUUCGGGAGAAGACGGAUGCUACCGGUGGCCCUAACGUGGCAGAGGAUGAUGAGCCGCGAGUUCUUCGUGGCCACCAUCGACGGGGCUAUUUCCUACCUGUUUUCGUGGAGUGCGUCCGAGGUUUCGGCCAAACGGAAACUGGAGGUGUACCCGCAUAUCUACAGCUUCAUCUCAGUGAAGUGCGUUCUUCACUGGUUCCAGAUGAUGUACUCGGGCCGCCUGUCGAUGUUCGCCGAUGGGCCCGCUUCGCAGUACGUUCCCGUGACGUACGACGUCGCCAGGGUGUCGUGUCCGGUGGCAAUCGUGUACGGAGGCCGCGAUCAUUUGGUUGAGGUGGAGUCGCUGAUAGAGAUUCUGCCGAACGUGGUCCUGUCCAUCCGGGAGGACAAGUACGAGCACCUGGACACCAUGUGGGCGGACACUGCGAAGGACACGGUGUUCCCGAAGGUGGAGACCUUGGUGCGCCAAAUGUGUCCAACGACGGGAAACGGGGGGCCUACCAUUUGGUGA